Messenger RNA from Gorilla gorilla gorilla (western lowland gorilla), 2023 nucleotides. It is a transcript of the gene RHBDL3, whose product is annotated as rhomboid like 3. The transcript is spliced from 9 exons. Bases 613 to 1827 code for a protein of 404 amino acids. Gene Ontology annotation, cellular component: membrane. The record is from RefSeq and is a predicted model, not a curated record. Gene Ontology annotation, molecular function: serine-type endopeptidase activity; calcium ion binding. Lineage: Eukaryota; Metazoa; Chordata; Mammalia; Primates; Hominidae.
CCGGAGUGCAGGCCGGUGGUGACCGGGCCGGGGACGGCGCAGUCCCCAUCCCCGCCCCGGGCAGCGCCGCCACUUCCUCGCCAGCCCCGCCGCAGCCCUCCCGCUCCCAGGCCGCGCCGCUCUGACCGACUGGGCCCGGGUGGCGGCGCCCGGGGUGGGGUGCGGGGCGGGGGCCGGCGUUCCCCGCGAGCAGCCCCGCCCCCGCCCGCGCGCCGCCCCCGAGGACUCCGCGGGGAGGAGGAGACUCGGGCGCAGAGCGGGGGCCGCGAGAAGCGGGAAGGGAGCGCUGGGAGCGGCGGGGCCGGGGCCGGCCCAAGGGCGCCCUCGCCUCGGAGCCGGGCGCGAGGGCCGGGGCGGAGGCGGAGGCCGGCGGGGCAGCGAGCGCAGUGAAGUUUGGCGGCGGAGGGGCCGGGCGUCCCGGGGUCGCGAGGAGGCGGCGGCGGCGCGGGGACCGGGGCCAUGGGGGCGGGCGCGGGCUGCGGGGCGGGCGCGGAGGCGGCGCGGCGCGCACUGAGCCCCUGGAGCGGCGCGGCCGCCGCGGCGCAAAGUUAGCCCGGCGCCCCGGGACGAGCCCCGCAGCCGCCGCCGCCGCCCCCGGACCCCGUCUCGGCCAUGGGCGAGCACCCUAGCCCGGGCCCCGCGGUGGCCGCCUGCGCCGAGGCGGAGCGCAUCGAGGAGCUGGAACCCGAGGCCGAGGAGCGGCUGCCCGCGGCGCCGGAGGACCACUGGAAAGUCCUGUUUGAUCAGUUUGACCCUGGGAACACAGGCUACAUUAGCACAGGCAAGUUCCGGAGUCUUCUGGAGAGCCACAGCUCCAAGCUGGACCCGCACAAAAGGGAGGUCCUCCUGGCUCUUGCCGACAGCCACGCGGAUGGGCAGAUCGGCUACCAGGAUUUUGUCAGCCUAAUGAGCAACAAGCGUUCCAACAGCUUCCGCCAAGCCAUCCUGCAGGGCAACCGCAGGCUAAGCAGCAAGGCCCUGCUGGAGGAGAAGGGGCUGAGCCUCUCGCAGCGACUUAUCCGCCAUGUGGCCUAUGAGACCCUGCCCCGGGAAAUUGACCGCAAGUGGUACUAUGACAGCUACACCUGCUGCCCCCCACCCUGGUUCAUGAUCACAGUCACGCUGCUGGAGGUUGCCUUUUUCCUCUACAAUGGGGUGUCGCUAGGUCAAUUUGUACUGCAGGUAACUCAUCCACGUUACUUGAAGAACUCCCUGGUUUACCACCCACAGCUGCGAGCACAGGUUUGGCGCUACCUGACAUACAUCUUCAUGCAUGCAGGGAUAGAACACCUGGGACUCAAUGUGGUGCUGCAGCUGCUGGUGGGGGUGCCUCUGGAGAUGGUGCAUGGAGCCACCCGAAUUGGGCUUGUCUACGUGGCCGGUGUUGUGGCAGGGUCCUUGGCAGUGUCUGUGGCUGACAUGACCGCUCCAGUCGUGGGCUCUUCUGGAGGGGUGUAUGCUCUCGUCUCUGCCCAUCUGGCCAACAUUGUCAUGAAUUGGUCAGGCAUGAAGUGCCAGUUCAAGCUGCUGCGGAUGGCUGUGGCCCUUAUCUGUAUGAGCAUGGAGUUUGGGCGGGCCGUGUGGCUCCGCUUCCACCCGUCGGCCUAUCCCCCGUGCCCUCACCCAAGCUUUGUGGCGCACUUGGGUGGCGUGGCCGUGGGCAUCACCCUGGGCGUGGUGGUCCUGAGGAACUACGAGCAGAGGCUCCAGGACCAGUCACUGUGGUGGAUUUUUGUGGCCAUGUACACCGUCUUCGUGCUGUUCGCCGUCUUCUGGAACAUCUUUGCCUACACCCUGCUGGACUUGAAGCUGCCGCCUCCCCCCUGAGGGCUGGAGGCCCAAGGUCGGGGAGGGGAGGGAAAAGCAGCACCCACAGGGAGCACCUGCGAGGUUUCUUCUCAUCACCAGCUCAGCUAGGCCGGGCAGACAAGGACAGAAGACUCUGGGCCACUGUAAUAUUUGUGUUUAGAUUUGGACACACAGUGGAGACCCUUUUCUGAAAGGCACCUGGCGGAGGAGUUGA